Molecule: messenger RNA, 1007 nt
Organism: Nicrophorus vespilloides
Lineage: Eukaryota; Metazoa; Arthropoda; Insecta; Coleoptera; Silphidae
Product: motile sperm domain-containing protein 1-like
Exons: 3
Coding region: 142-789 (215 amino acids)
Cellular component (GO): cytoplasm
Source: RefSeq, a predicted model, not a curated record
GAUUGGUCACCCUUCUCAGACGUUUUUACCAGUUUUUACACUCUAAACAAAAAGGUGGAACAGCUGAGAGAAACAUCAAAACAAUAUUGAGUAUUUUUUAAACAUAUUUUGGUAGUAAAUUCGUGAGUAUAGUGCGAAGCAAUGGAUUCGUCAGUGAGGAAGGUCCCUGUUUUUGUAUACCCAACUACUUUGAAAUUUUUCCUGGGAUCACGGCAGUCCCAUAAACAAUUGUUGACCCUAUACAAUCCAUAUGAAUUUAGAGUGAGAUUCAAAGUGCUAUCCACAGCACCAAAGAAGUAUAUGGUCAUUGAUCCAACUGGUAGCAUAGGCCCACAAGCAUGUGUUGACAUUGUUGUAAGACAUACAAUGCCAAAUGUUGGCAAUUGUAAUGUUGUUGAUAAGUUUAGAAUAUCAAUGGAGGAUCACACCACUAAAGCAGUUCUAGGUAAGAGAGACAUUGAAGCUAGACUUUUAAAUGGGGAACAAGACAAUAAUUCCAAUGAUGGUGACAAAUUUGAUACUAUGCCUAACAGUGAUAGUCAUAGUGAGGACCAGAGAAAUGUUCAAUAUUCAAUGAAUAUGGGUAAUGAAUCAAGGGGUCCAACUUCUCAACAAUUGAUGGCAAUUGUAAUAGGGAUUUUCUGUUGUCUGGCAUUACUCUGGCCUUGUCAGCAGGAUUCUCCAGUAGUGUCAACAAUCAUUCCUCCAUAUAUGUACAUCACUACCACUGUCAAACUUGUCCUUGCCUAUAUAUUAGGACUUAUCACUAUAGUGAUUUUUAGACCAUAAUUAUGAAAAUUUAUUACUAUUUAACAAAAAUCCAAAGAGUAAACAAACUGACCCUGUGAACAAAUGAUUUUUCUUCAGUUACCAUUACAGUUUUGAAAAUUGUACAAUUCUUGCACAGUAUGACAUAUUUUUUAUUAUUUUUGUGUUUAUUCUUCUGGCAUAUGGAUAAGUUUAAAUGGUGUAAGUGUGAAAGGCUGAGCGCUGAAUAUAUUUUUUUA